AUGGCACCACCAAGCAUCCCCAGUGCACGCAUGCAGACUAGUGGCAAAGGGAUCCAGCAGACUCCCUCAGCUUUGGCAGACUUGGUAGCUGAGCUCUCCAGCAAGAGCAAGCUUGAUGAAUUCAGACUCUUCUUUGACAUGAAAACCGGGCCCUGGGAUAAACUCCGUGGGCAGCUCAAUACCCACGUUCAGUCCGUCUACUCUUGGGCCGAUCUCCGGAAUAACGAGACUCAACGUCGCCUGUGCGCUAUGGAGUUUCUUGAUGAAUAUGGAAUCAAGUAUUGGGGAGAAGAAAACCGAGAAAAGAAUCUGAUUGAAGAUCGUCUCGACGGGAAUGAUGCUUGCAGAUUUCCCCAAGACAAGAAACCCAUGACCAGUGCUCUGGUAUUGCUCCUCGAGAAAUCAUCCAAGACUCGACGCGCUUCCGUUGCGCAGGAUGUGAGCUUCCCCAAUUUGACGGUUCUGCUGAAUUCACCUUUGUGGUUUAAUUUUGUUGAUUGUAUUCAGGUAACCGGCUCUCACCCGGACGAGUCAAACGCCGCUGGUCCUGUCACUGGCAAUAACGCCGUUGAGACUAGUCUCAAUGUCAACCAUGUCAACACGCGUGUUUCUCCGACGAUUUCGAGUACCGAGGCCAUGAAAGGGUCAUUGACUCCCCAUGAAGGAACGGAAGGAAGUCUGAUGGCCCCUCGGCGUGCUAUGACUGAAGCUCUGGCCCCUCGGCCUGUUAUGAUGGAUAUGACUGCUAAACAUCCGCCGGCCAAGCCUGGUCGUCCGAGCGCCUUAGUAGGGCUUUGCCUGAACGAUGCGCCUUCAACUAUGGACGUCAUCCAGCGCCAGCGAAAGCUUCCCGGAUCGAACAUGCUGGCCACCUACUUCUUGGUGACCUCAUCGGAAAGCCCCAGCCCUCGAGAGCCCGUGUGCAUACCUUUCGAGUUCUACCGUGACUCGGACGACUUCCUCGAUAAGAUGGAAGAGAAGUUCGGCGACGAAGCUUCGCGCCAGCUUUACAACGAGAUGCCCAGCCUGUCACGACGGUACGCGGUGGUCCGUUUGCACUGGUCCGGAGUUAGCUUUCUAAUUCGCCGAGGAAAGCCGGAUCUGCAAGCGCUUGACCAUCGAGUCUUUUGUGCGUGGAAAGCGAAGGAUGAUGGUGAAUUGACCAUGAUCGAGUUUGAGAUCGGCGUGACCCUGAAGCCCGAGGUCUGA
Molecule: messenger RNA, 1209 nt
Organism: Penicillium cinerascens
Lineage: Eukaryota; Fungi; Ascomycota; Eurotiomycetes; Eurotiales; Aspergillaceae
Exons: 3
Coding region: 1-1209 (402 amino acids)
Source: RefSeq, a predicted model, not a curated record